This is a messenger RNA of Patiria miniata (bat star), 1194 nucleotides long. RefSeq names its product lactadherin-like. The transcript is spliced from 4 exons. NCBI's taxonomy places the organism in Eukaryota, Metazoa, Echinodermata, Asteroidea, Valvatida, Asterinidae. Bases 88 to 780 code for a protein of 230 amino acids. The record is from RefSeq and is a predicted model, not a curated record.
CCAACGUUUUCUCCAAACUAGCAUACAUAAUUGUAUACCUUCAUAAGUGCGAUUCUGCAACUGAUUCGAGUACAGUGUGUGUCUCUGAUGAUCAAGAUGAAGUGCCUUCUGAUAGCUCUUUUUGCCGUGGUGGUCCAGUGCUGCCUGUUUGCUGCAACCGCACACGCCGACAGUGACUGCGAUUCGUGUCUCGAAGCAGCUCUGCGUCCGUUAUAUAGCCAACUGGACGUCUUUCGAGACCAACUGGAUGCGGUCCAUGUCUCCUGUACGAAAGAUGUUUUGGACUGCUCUGAGGUUGGACCCCUUGGGAUGGAAGAUGGCCGCAUCCCGGAUGCAAGCAUCACAGCCUCGACUUUUUUUUAUAACCUAGCUAACUAUGCGCCCCACAGGGCUCGUCUUAACUUUCAAGGCGGCAUAUCCUCUGCCUGGGCAAGUGCUGGAUCUAGUGACCCCAAUCCGUGGAUCCAAGUCGAUUUCGGUACGAGUGUGAUUGUCACUGGUGUCAUCACCCAGGGGCGUGGUGAUUCGCCGUAUGAUAAUCAACUGGUGAGCGAGUUCAAGGUUGCCUAUAGUAACGACGGCCAGGAAUGGACUUACGUCACUGCGGAAGGAGCAACCUCACCGAGAAAGUUCCCUGGAAACUUGGAAGGACACAACUCUCAAGUGACCACCACUUUCCCGAAAGCCUUUCAGGCUAAGUUCCUGCGUAUCCUGCCUACGAAGUGGGGCGCACACUGCAGUAUGCGCUUUGAGGUCCUCGGCUGCGAAAGUCAUGAGUAAUUCCGUCGUUGCUAGCUUGGGAAAACCUAGUUGUAGUACUUGGUUGAAAUUUGACAAACUGGAGCGGGGGAUAUGUAUGUCAUAGAUACGUGGUGUUAAAUUGUAAGAAUGUUUCAGUCAAAACAUAAAAGCACAGGAAUAUUUGCAGUUAUCGAGAAACAUACCCAGCGAUUUAACAAGAAAAUCCUCGCUCAAAAAGGAAGAUAGGUCUGGUAACAAAUUUCCUGCCUGAAAUGGUAUCAUUCGGUAAAAACAAUAAUCGAUAGUGGGCACAAAAAUUGUGUAUUCCUUCCUUUUGUAUCUCAAAAUGUAUAGUGUCCACUGAGCCGAAACUUCAACAAGUCACUUGUUAUGCACCCUUCUUAAGAUUAGAGCGAUUUUGUUGCUCAAACGGGGGGGGGGGGGGGGGGGGGG